AUGCCUACCUUCGUGAAUAUCCGUUUGUGGAAACCAGGUCUUAAAAAUUCAGAACAAUAUAAAUCUCUUCAACGUCAAUGUCUUUUACGUGAAUUUGAAUGCAGACAGAAACAAGCAAGAAAAUUAGAAAAACAUGUUACAUCGAUCUUAAUUGAUCUAGAAAAACAUCUUUCUUCGUUGGAUUAUAUUAAUGUAAAGAAACUCUGUCAUGAUUCAGCAUCCCGAAUACAUUCUAAAGUUAUGAGUACUCAUAAAGAAAAACUUGAAAAAUUAAAUCACGGUCCUAUUGGACAAAAGUACGAAGAAAUGAAAUCAAAAUUAAUUCAUAACAUAUCGUCAUAUACUCUUUCAAAGGCAGAAGAACGACUUUUAUGUCGUGGUUGGGACUUUUGUAUAGAGAAUAAAAUAACUCACUUUCUAGAUUUUGAAACAGACAUAGAAUUAAAUACGAUGAAGAUACAAUCGCAUUGUCACGAGUCAGUUUUUCGAUUAAUCUGUCGUAAAAUACAUAACGCUUCACAACAACUAAUGCGUACAUCUAAACAUAAGAAAAUAAGCAAUCUAUCAAAUGAAGAAUUAGCAGCCUUGAAAGCACUAAAAUCCAACAAUAACAUAGUUAUUUGUAAAGCUGAUAAAGGCAAUUGUAUUGUAAUAUUAGAUAAAGAAUCGUAUAUGAAAAAAGCAGAAGAAAUAUUAAAAGGAGAACAAUUUCAGGCAUUGGAUAAUAAUAAUAAAUUUCAUCAAAAACGUGAAGAAGAAUUAAAUAACUAUAUAUUUUCAUUAUUUAAAGAGGGUAUCAUAGAUAAAAAACUUCGUCGUCAACUACAAUCUACAUGUUCUUCCAUAUCUGUCUUUUAUGGACUUCCGAAAGUACAUAAAAAUGGAUAUCCAUUACGUCCGAUAAUAUCUACAAUAGGUAGUUAUCAAUAUCAACUAUCAAAAUAUUUAGCCAAAGCAAUUAGAAAUGUACGUCCGCAAGCUAAUUCAUAUAUAAAAGAUUCCUUCGAAUUUGUAAAGAAAAUAAAAGAAACUAUAUUAGAUAAAGAAAAGACAUAUAUUAUGUGCAGCUUUGAUGUUGAGAGUUUAUACACAAAUGUACCAGUCGAAGAGGCAAUAGAGAUAACAUUAGAUUAUAUGUAUAAACCAACUAAACUAAUAGAUAUUCCUUUUAAUAGAGAACAACUGAAAACACUUUUAAAUCUCGCAAUUAGAGAUGCACCCUUUCGAUUUCAAAAUAGAAUAUAUAAACAAAUAGAUGGCGUUGCUAUGGGAAACCCGCUAGCACCGAUAAUCGCUGACUUAUGGAUGCAAAAGAUGGAACAGAAAUUAAACAGAUUUAGUACAAACAAGCCUAUGAUUUGGUUAAGAUAUGUAGAUGAUGUUUUUUGUCUAUUUACCAUUUCAAAAACAAAAAUUCUUGAAUUUCAUACACGUAUAAAUAAGUGGCAUAAUAACUUACAUUUCACAUUGAAGUUUGAAGAAAAUAAUUCUAUAGAAUUUCUUGAUGUUCUUGUAACUCGUGAACAGAAUCGAUUGAUUACAUCACUCUAUCGAAAACCGACACAUACCGGACUUUACAUGCUAUGGGAUAGUUGUCAGAGUCGCCGGUAUAAGUUAGGAUUGAUAAGAACAUUAGUUAUACGUAUAUAUAGAAUUUGUUCAACAGAAGAAAUAGUAAAUAAGGAAUUAAAUUUAUUACAACAAACACUAACAAAAAAUGGAUAUCCUCCACAUAUAAUAAAAAGAGGUAUUUCCGAAGGAAAAAUAAUUAUUAAAAGAAUGUCUCAAACCGAAAUAAACAAAACAAAUACUGAGAAUAAAAAAGUCAUUUUCUUCACCAUAAAAUACUAUGGACAAGAGUCUAUCGUUUUUGCAGCUCGUGUAAAGAAAUUAUGUCGCAAAUUACUUCCUAACUUACUUAUUCUAAUUUUGGGCCAAUUUUUGGCCCAAGCUUCGUGGCAUUGUUUAUUGCCACAGAAGAUGUAUAUGGCAUCCAAUUUUGGCAUGCCAUGA
Molecule: messenger RNA, 2013 nt
Organism: Rotaria sp. Silwood2
Lineage: Eukaryota; Metazoa; Rotifera; Eurotatoria; Philodinida; Philodinidae
Source: the annotation of a GenBank genome assembly